Puccinia triticina is the source of this 2208-nucleotide messenger RNA. RefSeq lists its product as uncharacterized. NCBI's taxonomy places the organism in Eukaryota, Fungi, Basidiomycota, Pucciniomycetes, Pucciniales, Pucciniaceae. Gene Ontology annotation, biological process: mRNA splicing, via spliceosome. The transcript has 10 exons. Gene Ontology annotation, cellular component: nucleus. Gene Ontology annotation, molecular function: RNA lariat debranching enzyme activity. The record is from RefSeq and is a predicted model, not a curated record. Bases 1 to 2208 code for a protein of 735 amino acids.
AUGAAGAUCGCUAUCGAAGGGUGCUGCCACGGAGAGCUGGACAAUAUCUACCAAACUAUCGAAGUCGCGAAAAACCAAGCAGGUAUCGAGGCGCCCGACGUGCUGAUCUGCUGUGGAGAUUUUCAAUCGUUUAGGAAUCAUUCAGAUUUGCAAACCUUUGCGGCUCCCGUCAAGUACCGCCAACUGGGAACAUUUUGGCAAUAUUAUAGUGGAGAGAAGGUAGCCCCAAUCUUGACAAUAUUUGUUGGUGGAAACCACGAAGCCUCAGGUUAUUUAUGGGAGCUCUAUCACGGUGGGUGGGUCGCGCCCAACAUCUAUUUCUUGGGUUUCGCGGGCUCUUUGAUUCUUACAAAAGAAUUGCCGGAUGGAUCGAUCGACUCGAUUCGAAUCAGUGGUGCGAGUGGGAUUUACAAAAGGCAUGAUUACACUGCUGGCCAUUAUGAACGUCUUCCCUAUGAUAAGGGAACGAUUCGCUCCAUAUAUCAUGUGCGCGAAUAUGAUAUCUUCCGACUUAGCCAACUGCCGAUUGCAACUUCAAGCGACAUCUUUGUAUCCCAUGACUGGCCCGUCGGUAUUGAGCAGUAUGGGAACACAGCUCAACUUCUCCGGGCAAAGCCUUUUUUCAAGGAUGAGGUUACUUCAAACACGCUUGGCUCACCCCCGCUCAUGCAUUUACUCAAGACCAUCAAACCCCAUUAUUGGUUUUCAGCUCAUCUCCAUGUCAAAUUCGCCGCCUUGUAUCAUCACGGCCAGCGUCCACAAAGUGAUCAUCAAUCACCUGUAAAAUCAGUAGCACUUAAUCCAGACGAAUUGCGAAUAGAUGUUGACCAUGAUGAUGAACAGAAACAUCCAUCCGCCUCCUCCAAUCCGCCCCUCCUGAAUCCAGACAUGAUACAUAUUGAUGUCAGUGAUGAAGACGAGCAGAAAAACUCUUCCACAUUAGUCCAACCCCCCACCCUCAAUCCUGACGCCAUAGAUAUUGCUGACAGUGACGACGAAAACGCACCCGAAUGCAAAUCAUUAGAUCCCUGUGCUCAGUCAAUCCAUUCGCACAUUCACGGGUUUUCUGAGCCCUUUACUUCCAACUCGGAUCUGAAGGAGACAGACGGUCAUGUGAAGCACCAUCAGUUCACCGCGAUCUUCAAAACAGAACCGGUAUCCGCACCCCCGCCCGCCGACAUAGGCCAAGCUCAAAAAGAAACCGCAAGAUCUACCGCAGAAGACCUGCAUCGCCUACAAAAUCUCCCGAUUCAUUCUGCGACAAGAUCUACUCGAUUCCUAGCGCUAGACAAGUGUCUACCCCGAAAGGAUUUUCUGCAGAUUCUUGAUAUACCCCCACCUUCUACAUCUGCGAAAAUCUCAGCACCGUCUUCGCGACAGAAAACUGGAGAGUCUAUCAAUGAUUCUCAGGCGGAACCAAGUAUUAUUCGAAACUCGGAUGGCAGCACAGCCAAACUGUUUUUUGAUCCGCACUGGCUUGCUAUUACACGGGCGUUCCAUCCCUUUCUACCACUACAGCAGUACGGAAACCCUAAACUACCCACUGAUCGCAUCGCAAUACAAAAAUUGAUCGAUCGGGAAUUGGAUAUGUCCGAUGAAAAGGAUUUCUUUCAAGAUGCAGUCAGAUCUAAGCGCAAAAAAACACCUUCUACUUCUCCUUAUCCCAAGAAAAAGCCUGCUCAAUCAACCUCGAACAAGUCACGAUUAUCUUCAGCCAAAUCUGUAUUGAUUUCAAUGGACUCCUCCAAGCGCUUCAUUGACUGUGGCUUUGUCCUCUAUCAAGAUUCCAAACUUGAAAAAGAUGUUGGCAUCUUGAAUGUCAAGCGUAAAGUCAAUUUGUCUGAUCCCAAUUCUUUUGAAAACCUUCUUGGACAACUCUGGGACAUAUUCUCCCAAGAGCUUCCAAAGUACACACACAUCAAACACCUCCCACCAUCUGUCAAGAACUAUAUUAGUCUAUCCGAAGGAAAAAGCCGUCUUACCAAUCAAGAGUCUCUUAUCUAUGUCUUGGAACAAUCUACCAACAAAAAGCCAGUUCAGAUUGAUCUUACGUAUCAACAUCCAGACCUUGACAAUGACAAAGGAUUCAAAGAAUCAAACUCCGAUUCCGACUCCGACUCACCACCAGCUUCAAAACCAGCACCUUCUUUAUCAAGAAAGCGCCACCGUCCUUCAACUGAUCCAGUCAAGUAUCACCUCAGCAAUUGA